Molecule: messenger RNA, 1532 nt
Organism: Daucus carota subsp. sativus
Lineage: Eukaryota; Viridiplantae; Streptophyta; Magnoliopsida; Apiales; Apiaceae
Product: fluoride export protein 1-like
Exons: 7
Coding region: 216-1367 (383 amino acids)
Biological process (GO): fluoride transmembrane transport
Cellular component (GO): plasma membrane
Molecular function (GO): fluoride transmembrane transporter activity
Source: RefSeq, a predicted model, not a curated record
AUUGUAGAGCCAGACUUCAUCCAAGAAUUCUCACGUUAGCCUCUGUUUAUGUAAAAACUCAGUUGAUUAUUUUUCAGCUCUAGUGAAAAACACCCGUUGAAUUUCUCAAAUUUCUUGCCACGAUAUCCGUUCAUAUAUUUAUUACCUGGUUGCUGAUAUAUUUUGAUCCUGUAGUCAGGCAGUCAGGGUACAUCCUCUUCAGUGAGGAAUAGAGGAUGUCAAGGAGUGAUAUUGUGAUUCCCAUCCAAGUGAACGCGCAUAAUUUGUCUACCCCUUUGUCAUCAGUACCAUCACCAGAACCCUCUCCUCUUUCCACUGAUGCAAUAAUACACCAUAGAGACGAUGCACAAGAAUUAAAAGCGGAAGGUUCCUGGUUAUGGGAGCAAUUCUCUUACCUUGUGUAUCUCACUGUAUUUGGAAUUUUCGGGGUUUUAACAAGGUAUGGUCUGCAGAAACUGUUUGGCCCCGAAGGAGUUGGUGCCACGAAAGACAAAUACUACAUGUAUCUUGACCUUCCAUCUAAUAUGGUUGGUUCCUUCUUGAUGGGUUGGUUUGGCGUUGUUUUCAAAGCUAACAUAUCAUGCGUGUCAGAUCAAUUAGCCGUUGGAUUGACAACUGGUUACUUAGGAAGCCUAACAACAUUUAGCGGCUGGAAUCAGAAAAUGCUUGAACUCGGUGCUGAAGGGGAAUGGGUGUUUGUAGUUCUUGGUUAUUUCAUAGGGCUAUUUCUUGUUGCCUAUUCUAUCAUUUUCGGGGUAGAAACUGCCCAGGGAUUCAAAUGGACUUUGCGCAAGUUAAGCACAAGUUCUCAGCCAGGUCACUUUAGAUCUAGAUCAAGCUUGAAGGCUGAUAGCUCCAAGAUUCCCGUGGUGGUUACGGUAGUGCUAUUAGUAGUAGUUGUUCUGUUUUAUUGUUUAAGUGGAUCAUUAGAGUGGAAAGAGAUUAACAAAGGCGGUUCUAGAGCUCAGCUUCUGUUGGCUUGCAUGGUUGGACCUCUCGGUGUGUGGACACGAUGGUUCUUAGCGAAAAAACUCAAUGGGCAGGGCCUGGGGAAAAAUGGCUUUUUGAAAUGGUUGCCAUUCGGUACUCUGACAGCAAAUGUCUUUGCAGCUUGUGUUAUGGCCCUUUUCGCCAUACUUAAGAAAGCGGUGAAUACCCAGAAUUUCGAUACAGUUGCAGGAGGGAUACAGCUCGGACUUAUGGGUUGCUUGAGCACGGUUUCAACUUUCAUUGCUGAGUUCCAUACGAUGAGAGAAAGCGAUCAGCCCUGGAGAGCCUACGCGUAUGCCAUGGUUACAAUUCUUGCGUCCUUCAUUCUGGGCACUCUUAUAUACUCUGUGCCUUUCUGGAUCAAUAAUUAUGAUUAAAUGCUAGUCGGAACAUUGUAGUUUUAUCGAGUUUUUUUCCUUUUUUUUUUUUUUUGAAACAAUGUAGUUUUAUCGAGUUGAUAUAGUCAUUUGAUUUUUCCGCUGUGUGAUACUGUACAAAGAAUUGUGACUGCAGAUGUUACAUCUCCAUAAAUUGUGAAACCA